AUGAAGCACUUGUGGCAUAUUUCUGUCCUGUGGGUCUUUUGGGUGCUCAUCUUAUGGCUAAUGGCCUCCUGCCUGGAUCAGAAACCUGAAUCAGCACCCCAGGAAAAACUGAUAUACUUGGUACCAUGGCAUUGCAACUGCUCUUGGUUCAAAUCCAGGAAAUGUGGCUGCCCAUCUGGGAUCCUCAACUACUCCCUCUGCCACCACACAGUCAGAGAACAGAACUGGUUUGACGCAUUCUAUGAGAAGACGAUGGGGUACCUGAUGGGGGCAACAGAGUCCAUGACCCCCAAUGCUGUGCUCCCAUGGUUGGGCACAAACUCAGCAAGUGAACUGGACAAAGUGUGGAAGAAGCUGUUCAAGGUGAUUCCCAGACCUUCAGUGAGCCAUUUUGAUCUCUACUGUGGGACUUGUGUGUUAAUGGAGAACUUGAAGAUCCUGCAGGCCUCCAGCCUCCACAACAACGUCAACCAACACACCACAGUCUUCAGGAACAAUGGGGACCAGGGUUCCUGGAGACAGCUGGUGCUGCUGGUCCUGAAGCUUUCUGGUCUGGCAUGGACUUCAGAUGCUCUGAGUGAGGAGAUUUCAGAAGAUGGUCUAGUUCCCUAG
Molecule: messenger RNA, 612 nt
Organism: Diceros bicornis minor
Lineage: Eukaryota; Metazoa; Chordata; Mammalia; Perissodactyla; Rhinocerotidae
Gene: C19H20orf173
Product: chromosome 19 C20orf173 homolog
Exons: 4
Coding region: 1-612 (203 amino acids)
Molecular function (GO): beta-galactoside (CMP) alpha-2,3-sialyltransferase activity
Source: RefSeq, a predicted model, not a curated record